GUCCGAUUGCUGAGGGCGGCCGGGGACUCGCUGGGACCGGGCACCGAGAGGCCGCGGCGGCAAGACAGGCCCACUCGGAGCCCCUGGGCACCGCCCUCUGCCGCCACCGGCUGUACUGGGAGCACUGGGCCACAGCGGAAGGAACAGAAAUGUGGGAAACAUGGAUGUGGUAACUGCUGCUCUGCAGGAUAAAUAUCCUGAGUGGAUGCUUACACAAAGCCAGGAGGAAGCUUUGUGGGAUAAAAAGAAGCCUGGUGUGCAGAGGAGUGUUUUGGAGGAUGGGCUGCCAUUCCUGGAGUUCUGUGGCUCUGUUGUUUACAGCUACGAAGCCAGUGACUGUUCCCUUCUCUCAGAAGAUAUCAGGCAGAGUUUAUCAGAUGGGGCUGCUGUUGGAUUUGAUAUUGAAUGGCCACCAUGCUACACGAAAGGGAAAAUGGCCAAAAUCGCUGUAAUCCAGAUCUGUGUCGCUGAGGACAAGUGUUACUUGUUUCACAUCUCUUCCAUGGCAGGUUUUCCCAAGGGACUCAAAAGGCUGCUCGAAGAUGAAACAAUUAAAAAGGUUGGCGUAGGAAUUGAGGGAGAUCAAUGGAAGCUGAUGAGUGACUUUGAAAUCAAACUGAAGAGCUUUGUGGAGCUGGCUGACGUUGCUAAUGAGAAACUGAGGUGUAAGGAGACGUGGAGUCUGAAUGGUUUGGUGAAACACCUUUUUGGGAAGCAGCUGUUGAAGGAUAAGUCUGUCCGCUGUAGCAACUGGGAGAAGUUUCCACUCAGUGAGGAGCAGAAGCUGUAUGCAGCCACAGAUGCCUAUGCUGGCUACAUAGUUUAUGAAAAACUGAAAAAUAUGAAUAACAGUGACCAAAAGCUAUUUUGUGUAAGGACAGAUGCCAUGUCUGAGGGUGUGAAGGAGCGCUUGACUUCACUGGCUGAAGAGAUAACAGACCUGGCUUCCCACAUCCCUGCCUCUUCUGGACAACUGGAAAACUUUCAGAGGGCUGCAGAAAUACUGGCUGAGAUAUCAGAGAACAUAAAUGCCUUAAGAAGCACAUUGUUGGGUUCAGGUUCCCCUUCUGGACUGGAGAGGAGCUGUGGUGCUGCAACUCCAACAAAUUUUGAAGCCAAGUCAGCAAAUGUUGAAGCACAAAAAACUGAGUGUGCCAAACAACUAGAAGGUGACUUUAACAUCUGCUCUGAUGCUACACUGGCUCUCCUCUGGGAGGGAGAAAGUAAUGGAGAGGAGGCAGAGAGAGGUAACACUGUGGAAAAUAGGGCUGCAGCAGCCAGAUCUAUGGACAAAGAGAGAGAUGACUUCAUAUCACUGGACAUUACUGAGCAAGAACUUCAGGUCUUGGAAGAUCAGGCUGCAAAAGAGUUGGUCAAGGAAGCUGCGCCUGAGGAGGAAUAUUCCACAGAUAAUGAACAAAAUGUUUCCUGUAUCAUUGAAAGUGAUGAAGAACUGGAAAUGGAGAUGUUAAAAUCUUUAGAUGAUGUAGAUGAUUCUGAAGGAGUUGUACCUGAAAGAGGGUCCACUAAAGCCAGGAAAACUCCUGACACAGAAGUGAAUGUAGCACCAGAUGGUGAUGAAGAGGAAGGCAUUGAGGAAGAAGAGGAGGAAUGUUUUGAUCCACUGCUGCCAGAACCUGGUGAAAGCCACAUCACGUGUCUGAAGACCUAUUUUGGGCAUUCUUCAUUUAAACUGGUCCAGUGGAAAGUCAUCAAUUCUCUUUUAGAAGACAGAAGAGAUAAUCUUGUUGUCAUGGCAACUGGCUAUGGAAAAAGCUUGUGCUACCAGUUUCCUCCUGUUUAUACUGGACGUACAGGAGUUGUCAUCUGUCCUCUCAUCUCCCUGAUGGAGGACCAGGUGCUGCAGUUGACAAUGUCAGGGAUUCCAGCUUGUUUCCUUGGUUCAGCUCAGUCAAAACAGGUCAAGGAAGCCAUCAGAGGGGGUCAGUACAGUGUCAUAUACAUGACUCCAGAGUUUUGUUCUGGGAACUUACAGUUACUUCAGGAUCUUGACCAAACUGUUGGUAUCACCCUCAUAGCUGUGGAUGAAGCUCAUUGCAUCUCUGAGUGGGGCCAUGACUUCAGAAACUCUUUUAGAACUUUAGGCUCACUAAAGAAGGUUCUGCCACUGGUUCCCAUUGUUGCUUUAACUGCAACUGCAAGCCCCUCAAUAAGAGAGGACAUAGUGAAAUGCCUGAACCUGAGGAAUCCCCAGGUUACCUGUACUAGUUUUGACAGACCUAACCUGUACUUGGAAGUUGGACAACAAAGUGGAGAUAUCUGUAAGGAUUUGAAACAGUUCCUAACUAGGAAAGGAAGCAGUUCUGUGUAUGAGUUUGAGGGCCCCACUAUCAUCUACUGCCCUACAAGAAAGGCCACUGAGCAGGUGGUGUCUGAAUUGAAUAAACUCAGCGUGGCCUGUGGUACCUACCAUGCUGGAAUGGGGAACAAACAGAGGAGAGACACCCACCACCAGUUCAUGAGGGAUGAAAUUCAGUGUGUUGUGGCUACAGUGGCAUUUGGAAUGGGCAUCAAUAAAGCAGAUAUCCGGAUGGUUAUUCAUUACGGUGCCCCGAAGGAAAUGGAAUCCUAUUACCAGGAAAUCGGGAGAGCCGGCCGGGAUGGCCUACCUGCUUCCUGCCACGUCUUAUGGGCUGCAACAGACUUGGCUUGUAACAGACGCCUCAUAAGCGAGAUCCACAACGAGAAGUUCCGGUUGUACAAGCUGAAGAUGUUGGCAAAAAUGGAGAAGUACCUUGUGUCCAACAGCUGCAGGAGGAAAAUCAUCCUGUCUCAUUUUGAAGACAAACAACUCCGAAAGGUUUCCUCUGGCAUCAUGGGCACAGAAGAAUGCUGUGAUAAUUGCAGGUCCAGAGGCUCUUGUCUUACAUCCCCCAGUGACUCCGAGGGUGGCUUGCAGGAUUUUGGGAAGCAAGCUCAUCAGCUGCUGUCUGCAGUGGUCGCCCUGGAAGAGAAGUUUGGGACUAAAAGGCCCAUUCUGCUGCUCCGAGGGUCUAACUCCCAGCACUUGCCAGACCGGUUCCGAAGGCACCCCCUCUUUGGCAGUGGGAAAGAAUGGCCAGAGAACUGGUGGAAACUGCUCUGCCAGCAGCUGAUCAUGGAGGGAUUCCUCAAAGAAGUCUCGGGGCAUAACAAGUUUGCAACCAUUUGUGUGCUCACCCAGAAGGGUAGAAAUUGGCUGUCAAAAGCUGGAUCUACUUCAAAUCCAAGUCUUCUGUUACAGUCCAGUGAAGACCUUAAUCUGCAGAGGCCUUCUAGAAGUAGACCUUUGCCUGUCCUCUCUGCGCAGCGCUCCCCAGGCACCAAAGGAACAACACAGUCACCAGUCAAGCAGAUGUCUUUAUAUGAGAUGUUUUCAUAUGAGAAAAAAGGUAAAACUCCUCCAAGAGGCAGUAACGUGCUUAACAGUGUUUCAGGGCGUUCACCACUGAAAUCUCCUUUGAAACCCCAAGAACCAGCUGUUUCAUCCCGAGAAAAAGAACUAGAGACUGCUCUGUAUGGCAAGCUGCUGACUGCUAGACAGAAGGUAGCUAAUGAGAAGGAAAUUCCUCCAGCUGUCCUGGCAACCAAUAAAGUCCUUGUGGAGAUGGCCCGGAUAAGGCCUACAAGUGUUGAGAACGUGAAGAAAAUUGAUGGUGUGUCUGAAGCCAAGUCCACCAUGUUGAUCCCUCUCCUGGCUGAAAUUAAGGACUUCUGCCAAGUAAAUGACUUAAAGGCUGACGUUUUCCCCACAUCUGCACCUAAAAAUCAGAAAGAAGCCUCUCCCUGGAAGUGUGCUAGAGCCCUUUCUCCCUCAGAGCAUGUCACAUAUAUCCUGUUCCAAGAGAAAAACCUGUCUAUGAGGGCUAUAAGUGAAUGCAGAUCUUUGCCCCUUGCUGUGGUUGGCACUCACCUGUUGCAGGCCAUGAAAGCUGGCUUCCCUGUCAGCCUGGAGCGAGCAGGAUUGACUCCUGAAGUUCAGCAGGUCAUUACUGAUGUUAUCCGUAAUCCUCCCGUUGACUCAGACACUACCAAAAUUCAAGUAAUUAGAAAGCUUGUUCCUGCAAAUAUUGAACUGUAUCUCAUCAAGAUGACAAUUGCACUAUUGGAGAAAGAGGAUAGAAAUAAGUCUCAAGACGGCUUAGGCAUCAAAAGGAGGUUGGUGUGGCCAGAAGGGCAGCAGGAAAAAACAGGAGCAGAUCAAGCAAGCAGGGAAGGUGCCUUGUGGAAUAAAACACAGGUUGUGGGGAGCGUGGAUGGCAGCCAGGGAGGGAGCAGAGGGGCAGCAGGCCCCCCGAAGCCCAUCGCUGUGACCUCCUCUGACCCGCCUGCCCUCGACCCUGAGGAGGAUGAGCUGUUUGCUGACUCUCAGCCCAAGAACUCUUAUUUUCCUCCCAAGCGGAAGGUGCCAGAAUGGUUUGGGACCUCAGCAGCAGCAACAGUUCUACCUGUAACCCAGACCAAGAAAUGCAAAACGGAAACCAGAAAAGGGAUUUUCAGCUGAACGGGGAAAUCAAGAUCUUUUUUUUUUUUUUUUGUAUCAUGAGCAUUAUCAGCAUGGCCUCUUGCCUCCUUAUAGAGGGGCUUAAGUGCUCCUGUUCUACUCUUUUUCUCUUCCCCCUCCCUUAU
This is a messenger RNA of Corapipo altera (White-ruffed manakin), 4629 nucleotides long. It is a transcript of the gene WRN, whose product is annotated as Werner syndrome RecQ like helicase. The coding region runs from base 161 to 4504 and encodes 1447 amino acids. Gene Ontology annotation, biological process: telomere maintenance; double-strand break repair via homologous recombination; DNA replication. The transcript is spliced from 35 exons. Gene Ontology annotation, molecular function: nucleic acid binding; ATP binding; 3'-5' exonuclease activity. Gene Ontology annotation, cellular component: nucleus; cytoplasm; chromosome. Lineage: Eukaryota; Metazoa; Chordata; Aves; Passeriformes; Pipridae. The record is from RefSeq and is a predicted model, not a curated record.